UAAUUAUCAUGCUUUAUUUCAGCCCUGGACCUAACAAUACAUAAUGCCUGAAGUCAAAUCGAUGUUCAGAGAAGUGUUGCCCAAACAAGGGCAGUUGUCCAUGGAGGACGUACCCACCAUGGUGAUGUGUAAGCCCAAGCUGAUGCCUCUGAAGUCAGUCACCCUGGAGAAACUGGAGAAGAUGCAACUGGAAGCCCGGAGCAUCAAGCAACAGGAUCUGGCACUGAAAGAGCAGCAGGAGACACAGUAGAACACACGA
Salvelinus sp. IW2-2015 is the source of this 259-nucleotide messenger RNA. RefSeq names its product BBSome interacting protein 1 (gene bbip1). NCBI's taxonomy places the organism in Eukaryota, Metazoa, Chordata, Actinopteri, Salmoniformes, Salmonidae. Gene Ontology annotation, cellular component: BBSome. Gene Ontology annotation, biological process: cilium assembly; receptor localization to non-motile cilium. The record is from RefSeq and is a predicted model, not a curated record.